This is a messenger RNA of [Torrubiella] hemipterigena, 1690 nucleotides long. NCBI's taxonomy places the organism in Eukaryota, Fungi, Ascomycota, Sordariomycetes, Hypocreales, Clavicipitaceae. The record is from the annotation of a GenBank genome assembly.
CGACGCCCGAUCGCAGUGGCAGUGCCGCAUCAAAUCAAAUACGGCUCCGUAGAAAUAUGUGGAUAUUAUUUAAAAAAUACAUAAACCAUGUAGUCUGUCUUUUUAUUCGUCCGGUGUCUGCCAAUCACUCUCAACGCUUGAGUCAUUAUUCGUUUCCUCUCGUAACCUUCAGUUAGAGAUGAAGCUCUUCACUGUUAACACUGGUGCAGCGCAAGACCAUGUUCGAGACUAAGAAGGAUUGCAGUUAGAGUAGGGACCUACUAGCCCCUGCGCGAUGUCCAGUCGGACUGCAUAAAGCCGUCUUACUUCCUGUCCUUAAGAUAAAAAUACACUUGCUGAGCCCCCUUCGUUUCUGAUCGCCAUCGCCCAUCUACCAAAGUAUGCCUCUUUUAAAGCUCGCCUGGUUGGCCUUGGCUACGGCUGCCGCCGCCGCUAUCGAGCUGUCGGUCAAUUUUACUUCCGAAUAUCCAAACGACUGUAAAACAUGCCCUUAUGGAGUCUGUGUCAAUAAAUACGCCGUUGACAGCCAGGAAAAUGUUACGACAACGUGUUUUACCAAGUAAGGCACUCCUAGACCAGAUUAGCAGACAAAACAACCAGCCUACUAACGCAAAUGUCCUACAGCGGGAGCACAAGAGGAGACACCAACAUUUGGUUCUACAUCAAGCAAGGCUGCUAUACCAAUGAAUAUGGCUUCAACGAAUACAAAGACGGUGAUAUUACGGAAGACCUCAAGUACUGUGGUCAAAUUCCUAUGGACAUUUACCGCGAACCGGCUCAAGUUCGCUACCUAAGUGAAUGCAAAGCGAGUCCCUACACAACAGAUGAGGAUGUCCAGUUCUACGGCCGCGACCAGAACAUUACUGUCACAUGUUCUACAAAAGGGCAGGAGCUGUUGGAAAAUGACAACUGGUACAAAACUGUAGACGAUUGCUUCGUCCGCGAAACUGACCUGUGGUCUCCUCCUGAUCGCAGGGAUCUCCCUGAUUGUGGUCCUCGAUUUCCAGUAGAUUCUCAGACCAAGCGACACAGCCUUUCACGACGAUACCUCAUCUGCAGUCUUGUUGGUGACGAGUACGCACCUUGCUACACCUGUCCUAAGACUACCUGUGGUGUCACCAAGACCUACGAAUUCAAUGAUACAGUCAUCAGCCAGUGCCACACUGACACAACAACCACUCUACCUAAUGGAACGAUCCAGGAAGACAGGUGGGUUCUAACCACUGAUUGGUGCUAUGUGAAUCAAACGCGUUUCUGGGACUACCCUGCUUCCUACAGUAUGUAUACCAUUCCUGUUGUGAAAACUGGUUACCAGUUAAUGAUUCAACUGGGCAAUACUAACCCGUUGGCUCUGACUACAACUUCCCCCAUUGCAACUCCUGGAAAGGCUAUGAAUGAGAACCAUCACAUUUUUAUGUCCUGUAUACAGGGAGAUUACUUAACAGAGUAACUUCAUAAUGGUCUCUUUUAAACAUUAGCAGAUACACCAAAGAAUACAAAUACAAAUCAAGUGCUUUUAUCCUUCGCCCUUCAUUCAAGAUCAAAUUCAACCAUCUUCUUCUGAACCCACUCGGCGAGAGUGGUAAAGAAGAAAUCAGGAUUGUUGCCGCGCCAUUUUCCCAAUGUGAACCACACAUAGCGAACAUCCUUCCCAGUCUUCAUUAUUCUUUCGUAAUCUGGUGCAUGUUCA